AGGCCUUGUCCUACAUCGAUCUGUAAAAUAUACAUCUUUGGUUACACUUAUACCAUUUUCUUGGUUUGUGCCAGUCACGAAGAUGACCGGCUCGAAUAACCCCAGGUUCCGGCUCCUGAUUGGCUGGUGCUGCCUGAUGUCCGCAGCUCUUCUGAUGAUGACAGUAUUUGUUGCUAUUAAAAAACAGCCAAAUACAAACACAACAGGUAAAGAACCCACUCAAACAGUAAACUGCAUGCCUGACAGAGAUCCUCUGAAGGGUUCCCCGCCUGGUCAGUCGUUCAAAGACUAUAUUCGUCUUAUUAAGGCUGACGACCAGAAAUCCUGGAUGUGCAGUUUUCCAUGUGAGAACAGCUCUCUUGCUCUGAAGAAAAACAUCUCUGUUGAAAUAACAAUAAGCGGCCUCUACUUCAUCAAUGCCCAGUUCCUCUUCACAAAAUCCAGAACACAAAAUCCAGAAAACAAAAAACGUGAGAUAAGUGCUAUUUUGCUCCGAAACCAAGUGCACGGAAAAGGUGAGAAAAAGCUGAGUGAGGUCAAACGUCAUGAAGAAGGAUCUGUGUCAUUGAUCAGAAUGGUCUAUCUGAAAAAUGGAGACAGCAUUCGUCUGGACGUACAACCACAUUCCAUGGAACUAACAACAGAUGAAUACAAUACCUAUUGGGAAAUCACCUUACUUUCUAACCAAUAAUAAUUUUGGGAGAAAUCCUUAACAUUCUUCUCAGGGAGGUUAAGACUAACAAGGCCUUGUUUUAAAUCAAAUGAUUCAUAUUGUAAGUGUCUGUCGAAGUAAAGUCUGUAUUUAUAAAUAAAAAAGUAAAUGCACUGUUCUCAUAUUCUGCACUUGUGCACACUUGCGGGACUUGUGCUACAAAAGUUAAAACAUUUGUAUUGUUUGUAUGGUAAGUUCUCAAGCCCAUUUCGGGUUCUAAAGGAAUAAACUUUUGUCUCUUAUGUUGAAUGUGUUUUUAAAUAUAUUUUAUAUACGUAUUUAGAGUAAUUGCUAUGAUAUUGUUUGAAUUUUUAUAUUAUA
Paramisgurnus dabryanus is the source of this 1033-nucleotide messenger RNA. It is a transcript of the gene lta, whose product is annotated as lymphotoxin alpha (TNF superfamily, member 1). The record is from RefSeq and is a predicted model, not a curated record. Gene Ontology annotation, molecular function: protein binding. NCBI's taxonomy places the organism in Eukaryota, Metazoa, Chordata, Actinopteri, Cypriniformes, Cobitidae.